CCGCCGGCCGAAGCGAAGGAAGUUCCGCCCGAACACAAAGCAAAGGGGUGAUCACAGUCGGUACGGUUCGAAUCGUCCGGGAAUAUCGGGAACACAACGAACCAGUUCUUUAAUAUUACUUCAGAGAAUGAGACUCCAAGUAUAGGAGAAUUUGGACUAGAUUUUCAGAGUCUGUGUGUUUAUUUUGUGGGACAGAAGAUGACCAAACGACGCCGUUCAAGUUCCACGGAAGCCACACGCAGCCCGAGCAAGAGGGCCAGCCGUCGGAGAGCCCCCAACCCUCCCCCGGCCUCCCUCCCCAACGCCGCCCAGCAAGGCCCGAGCACGAGAACAAGGAGCCGCUCAAGGAGGCAAACAGGGGCGUCUGAGGACACGGAAGGACCAGAUGCAGCCACAAGUCGGGCUACAGAGCCGACAGAACCAGCUGAACAGAUUUCACAAACUCCCGUGUCGCAGGACCAAAGGUCGGCUAACACGGAAGCGGCAGAAGAGCGACCCUCGACUUCUGAAGUACAAGAUUCAACAAACUCUAAAGUACUCGAGUCUUAUCAUUUGUGUUUCAAAAAUGGCGACCACCAUGAAGGAAGUUGUGCAGAUGUACCAAACUUUGAGUCAAGAAUGGAGCAGGAAACCGCCAAAUCUGCAGAAAUGUGGCGAGCAGCUCUCGAAGCUAAAGGUCUGCCUACUGGAGCUGAGCUUCCUGCCCACAGCCGACACCAAACCUUCCAAACAAGAACUGCUGGUGGCACGAGACAUUUUGGAGAUUGGAGCCCAGUGGAGCAUAAUGACAAAGGACAUCCCUGGGUUUGAGCGCUACAUGGCACAACUCAAGUGCUACUACCUGGACUACAACAGGACGGAGCUGCCUGAGUCGGCGUACAAGUACCAGCUGCUGGGGCUGAACCUGCUGUGUCUGCUGUCCCAGACCAGACUGGCUGAGUUCCAUACAGAGUUGGAGUUGCUCCCGUCUAAGGAAAUCUACAACAACAUCUACAUCAAACACCCAGUGUCCAUGGAACAGUACCUGAUGGAAGGCAGCUACAACAAAGUUUUCCUGGCCAAGGGGAACGUUCCAGCCGAGAGCUACAGCUUCUUCAUCGACAUCUUGUUGAACACCAUCAGGGAUGAGAUAGCUGCCUGUGCAGAGAAGGCCUACGACAGGAUAUCCAGCACAGAGGCGGCCAGGAUACUGUUCUUUGAAAACAAGAAAGAUGUAAAGGAGUAUGCAGCAAAGCGCGGCUGGACAUUGAGACCAGACCACUUCUUCGAGUUCAACAAAGAGCCAGAGAAGAAAGAAGAGACAAUCCCGGCCAACGAGCUGGCAUCACAGGCCAUAGAGUAUGCACGGGAACUAGAGAUGAUCGUCUAGCACUGGACUUUUCUUAUUGUAAUAGAACAGCUGUCAUACUUUUUAUAUAUCUGGGAAUUCAAAAAUUUUGGUCCAACUUUCAAGAUUUUCGUAAGAGUUCACAGUAUGCUACAUAGACGAAUGUAGCCCCAGAGAUUAUUAUUUUUGCCAAGAUAAACAAAAGGAUACAGUCAUUGAUAUUUAUUUUCAUUUCCAGCAUGAAUGGAUGUAAGUGAAAGUUAAUGCACAACAGAGAACAUAUAUUAAAGGUCCUUUCUGCCUGAAAGAUGUUAAAGAAUAUUGUCACACAUUAACAGACCUGUGCUAUUAUGUAGGAAUGCCAUUGUAGAAGGAACAUUUUUGAAUACAUUAAAAUAACUCUGUAAUUUCUCUGUAUAGUGAUACUGUAGGAGUAGAGUCCACUUUUACCUGCAGAGACAGGUGUGUUUUCGUGAGCUCCGAGAAAGACAUUAACAUUGAAUGGGAAAAGGUGUCUUGAAUAAAUAAAUGAAUACUUGACAUGUA
Molecule: messenger RNA, 1873 nt
Organism: Branchiostoma belcheri (Belcher's lancelet)
Lineage: Eukaryota; Metazoa; Chordata; Leptocardii; Amphioxiformes; Branchiostomatidae
Product: 26S proteasome non-ATPase regulatory subunit 8-like
Exons: 9
Coding region: 386-1369 (327 amino acids)
Biological process (GO): proteasome-mediated ubiquitin-dependent protein catabolic process
Cellular component (GO): cytosol; nucleus; proteasome regulatory particle, lid subcomplex
Source: RefSeq, a predicted model, not a curated record